AGUGAUACACAAGCAGGCUCUGCGAACUGUCCACCAAGAUGGGAGAGAAUGUUGGUCAUUCCCAACCCGUUCGAGAUCACGACUAUGUGUUGGCUGACGUCCAGCUCAUUCUUGGUGGGUGGCGAGUUCUUGGCUUUGUGGAAGAUCGAUGUUGAACAGAUACGCAAGAACAAUGCGAUCGCAAAGAAUCAAGAGGCCGCUGUCACAACCGGCCAGAUCUCGACGAGGACUGCCCACGAUGCGUUGCGCAUGGGAGCUCGCGAGCAAAAGAUCUUCAAGAAGCAGGCACAGAUCAUAUGGCGCACAGACUGCUCACAGCCAAUCUACUACUCGGCUGCGGCACCCGAUGGAAAGAUGUUCGCCACGGCGGGCAAGUGCGACAGGAUGCUCAAGGUCUGGUACGUUCAGCCCAAGGUGGUCUCGCGCACUCAGACCACCACUGUGGAGGAGGCACCGGCAGCACCCGUGGAGGUGAAACGCGCCAAGGGCUACUUCAAGGACGAGUUCAACAAGCUCACAAGCAAAGAGCCAAAGUACACGCUAAAGAAGCCGGCGCUGGACGCCCCGACCGAUGGUUCGGCAUCGCCCUCGCUCGUCUCUUCGUCGCCUGCCGUGCCCAGGCUGUCCCAGCUCAAGAAGGCCAAGAAGAUCGAGUUUGAGUCCUAUGGAUUCAUAUACUUGCCACAUCCACGAUCAGUGUCGUGGAUCUCAUGGCGCGUCCGUGGUGGUCCAGCGGCCCCCACAAACAUUCUGCUGACCAAUUGCAAGGAUGGCGUCGUACGUCUCUGGCAGCAGUCACGCCAAUCGCAGCGUCUUCAGUUCAAUGUGUCAAACAUCAUCUCGGCCGGCUCCGAGUCUGUCGACUGGGUGUUCCCAUUGACCUCAUCUCACUCAUCAAGUACAAGUGGCGAAUCUUCGUCGUCGUCGUCACAGGAAAGCGGCAACACAUCAUCGACAACCGCCAGCAACACAACUUCCAGCACAACCACCACCAACAACAAUGAUGACAACGCAGAACACUCCAACCAAUUACUCACAGAUUUGAAGAACCCAGUUGUGCUGCGACAGAAGGAUAUACAGUUGGUCAAGUCAAAGCCCGUGCACGAUUACAUCCUCUCGAUGAAGCCCAAUGGCACGCUCGUCGUGUGGAAGCUCAAGACUGAUGAUUCAGCCAGUCGCCAGACCUCGUCCGUUCAGAUCUGGAUCAACUCACAGAUCCUGUCGCCUCAAGAGAUUGGACCCAACCGCAUCAUUGCCCUCUAUCAACCCGUUUCCAACUCUGACAACACACCAUCCUCCAUUACCAUCUGUGUCAACUCAUUCACCGGCGCCAUCUCCUGUCGCAAGUUCUUUGUUCAAACUCAUCAAUCACAGAUCGCAACGACAUCCCCAACAUCUAGAUGCUCAGGACAUAGGGCAGCGAUCAAGAAGGUCAACGUGUCGCUGUCAUCGCCAUAUCUUUCAUCAAUUGAUCGUGACAACAAUACUAUACUAUGGCAUACAACAUCAGAUUCUAGCAGGAUACAGUCAAACUAUCGACUUAUGGAUAUUGGCACGCUUGGCAACACAGUCAGCUCGCUCACAUGGUCGCCCAACCACAACUUUGUCUUUGCGGCCAGCCCCGAGGGCAUCAUGGUGUACCAGGUCGAUAGCCACGACCACAACAACAGACCUCUCAAGCUGCCCAUUGGUGUGAUUGAACACUCGAGCUUUGCCAACGCCGCUGAGUACAUCGACGAGGUGCAUGUCGUCGAGCCGCAGCGCAAUCUCUAUCCACCCGAGCUCCAAAUGCAUCAGUAUCUGGUGGUGGGUCUUAGCAAGGACGGCGACCGACUCUACGUGUGGGGCGUCUCAAUUGAUCGUCAGUCCAGCCAUCACAAGAAUGCUGCGUUAGCCGUGGAGCAGCCAAAGAAUGGUGACUGGCGCCAAUCUGUAUCAGGUCUGGCAUCCUCUGCCGCCAUCCCCGCAAUACAGGAGGCCACCGCUGGUAACGUGUCGCCCAGCACCCCGCCCUCGCUCAUCUCCUCCAAGCUGCUGGCUGUCAAAGAGUUUGACACUCGCAUCUCAUGCAUCUGUGGCGCAACCAAGGGCAUCUCCAACGGUGUCUCCACCAAGCCUCUUUACGAGAACGUCGCUGUGGACGAAACAGACACGACAUCAAAACCCAUGGGCUUCGAGACAAUGCUCUCACAUCCAAUCUGCAUCACUGGCAAUGUGGAGGGCAGCAUCUCUCUGUGGUCACUCACGCCACAGACCAAUCCAGAGGACACCGAGACCAACCAGCCGCAGUGGCGUCUCACCGAGGCUUGCAGCUAUGAUGCCUACCAGCAUCCAGUCGUCAGUGUCAAGCCUGCUUACUUUGGUCGCUUUGCCACCACUCCUUUCACCAACGGCAACCCAGAGAUACACAUCUGGGAGCUCGAGUCCAACACACCCAAGCUACAACUGGAGGAGACUAUCCGCUUUGGCGACUUUGAUGUUGUCAACGCUGGCAACACAAACAACAACGCUACAUCACUCAGCAACACACUGGAGAUACAUGGUGGCGAGGAGAUUGGUAGCGGUGCAUGCUGCUUCAGCUUUGCCCACUUUGAGGAUGGCUCCGCCAGUGUGGUCGUGGGAUACCGUAACCAGGUGCGCGUACUCCGCAAGCCUGUAGACAGGAUGAUCGGCUCAUACAAGAUGCCCUGGGUCGAGACACAUCGCUUCACUUCGGAGCUGACCUCACCAAUCCAAUGCGUUGAGUGGGGCCGUGACCUCGAAGUGUUUGCCGCCACAGGCAACCAGAUUGUGGUCUUCUCAAAGUGGAUCAAGCCCAACCAGCAGCUGCUCUCAAUGCAGGAGACGCCCAUCUCUGUCGAGACGGUCCAUCACCGCCACUCACACCUCAACAGAGCCCUGCCAUACUAUCACCCCAAGGUGCUCACUGAGUACAUGAUGGCAGGCAAGUUUGACAAGGUGGAGAAGAUACUCAAGUUCGUCUCGAGCUACCUUAUCGAGAAGUACUCGCUGGAUGACGACGAGGAUGCCGACGCGGACGAUCUUCCAACUUUGCCCAUCCAUCUGCCUCAGAUGAAGAUUGAGGAGAUACUAUUUGAUGCGGCGCCAACCGAGGUCAACAAGAAGGCGGGCUGCGAAGACGACAUUGAUCGUAUCAACAGCAACUACUUUGACAAGGAAGAGAAGAGCAGCAACAAUGAGGAUGGCGACGACAACGACAGCAACACUUCCACAUUGGACGACGCCAACAUAUUCACAAAGCGACAGGCGACCAAGAUGAAUGAGAUUCUCUCCAGGAUCAAGCUGGCUGGCCUGUUGAACAGCGAGCAGAUCCAAUUGCUUGCACUCUCAGAUACAUAUGGCCAGAUUGGCGAGAUGCGUGGAGGCCUUGACGAGAACGGCUCCAGGUUCCUGCUGCUGGUCAAGAUCUUCCAGUUCCUUCGCGCCUCUAUGAAUCCAGCAGACCGUCCUCUAUCAUUGAGCGCGUCUGAGAUGCUCUGGGCCCUGCACUCGGAGGCCCAGGAGACCAUCCUAAAGAGUUGCUUCCCUUCCGAACCAUUGUGGGAGGAUCUUCGACAGCUUGGCGCAGGUCUCUGGAUCAAGAGUCCAAACACACUGCGCUCGACAAUCGAGCAGCUGGCCAAGACAACAUACAUGAUCAACAAGGAUGCGUGUGAUUGUGCGCUCUACUACAUCGCACUCAACAAGAAAGGAUCACUGAUCGCGCUGCACAGAGCCACCAAAGAUGUCAAGCGUGUUGAGUUCCUGCAGCAGGACUUUACCCAGCAGAAGAGUAUCAACGCUGCAGCCAAGAGUGCCUUCUUGUUGCAAUCCAAGCACAAGUACGACCUGGCCGCAUCGAUGUUCUUGCUGGCGGGCGAUCUGAAGCAGGCGAUCAACUUGAUCCUUCAGGUCAAGGGCGAUUUCCAGCUUGCCUACGUCGUCGCCAGACUGUUUGAAGGCGACAAUGGCCCCACGGGCAACAUGAUCCUGCACGACCAUGUCAUCCCGCACGCCAAGAAGACUGGCGACCGCUGUCUCUUGAGCAUCGCCAACUGGCUCACCAAGAAGUACGAGGACUCGCUCAAGGUCCUCCUGCCAGGCUCUUCCAUCGAGGACGGCAACAAGAGGCUGGACUCUGAGCUCGCCUCUCCAUCGAUCUCACUCACCAGCUCGCGAUCAUCACUUACGGCCAGCUCUCGUACGUCCACUAUCUCAUCGCCACCCACCAACAUCAAACAGACCGUGGUCAACAUCUCCACGCAUCUCAAGACGUCAGACAUGGGCCCCUCGGUGCUCUACUUCUUCCGCUUCCUCAAGAACCACGUGCUUCUCAAACAGGUGUCUGAGGAGAAGAAGAAGGACGCACCAUUCCUGCGCAACAGUGUAUUUUCUUAUCUGAAUAGUGGCUGCUCCUAUCUCGCACUGGAACAUAUUGGCGCGCUGGAGGAGUCGCACCCCAAGCUUGUGGCGCCCACCAUUGAGGAUGAGCCAGUGGAGGCACAGGUGGUGCCGGCAAUCGCACAGCCCAAGGAGGAAAAGAAUGACUCUUUCGAUCUCGGACGCUCCAGCAACAUUGACAUGGGUUUGGACUUUGGCGGCGGCAGCUCUCGCUUCGGUUCUAGCAACAACAACGACAUGGGCUUGGAUCUCGACUUUGGAGGCGGCAGCUCACGCUUCAGCUCCAGCAACAACAAUGACAUGGGCUUGGACUUUGGAGGCGGCAGUAACAACAACAACGCAUCCAGUGACCUCGGCCUGGACUUUGGCGGCGGCGGCUCUCGCUUUGCCCCCUCCAACGACAUGGGCCUGGACUUUGGACCAUCGACAACUGCUUCAUCCAACUUUAACGAUAUGGGCUUGGACUUUGGCAGCAGCACAGGCACAGCCGGCAAGAGGAUCGUCAUGGAGGAGGUGGUCGAGCUGUACAAGGACAGCGACCUGCUGCAGUCCUUCUGUUUGGACACCACAAGUCCAGACAUCCCCGUCGUGGCCGUGGCCACUACACGAGGAAUCCGUGAGAUUGACCUCAAGCAAAAGAACGAAUCAUCUCGCGACGACUUUGAGAUGGACUCUGUUGGCGGAGCUGACACCUUCCUCUCCCCAGCCACCAUGUCCAAGAAGAUCCGAGUAUCCUCCAAGUCAGUCUCACGUCUCAACCUAAAGAACAAGACCAAUGUGUUCAAGAAUGCCAUUUCAUCGCUAAACUUAUCCAAGCAAAUGGAUCACAACAUCAUUGUACAAUGCUUGGAGUCACAUCCAGACAGCUCAUAUUAUGUAUCUGGAGGUAUUGAUGGAAGUGUGUGUCUAUGGCAGUUUGGAAUGCCAGACGUGUUGACAGCAUAUCAGUUGCCGACCAAGCCAAAGAUUGUCAGAUGCCGAUUCAACCAGAGUGGCUCCAAGUUUGGUGCCUGCGAUAUAUCUGGCAAUGUCAUGCUCUGGCAAUUUGGAGGUGAUGAGGAGACCAUCAGACCAUUCUAUACUCUACAAGCACACUCGAAACAAUGCCUGGACUUUACAUUCCUCAAUGCUGGAAGUUUGUUGGCCACUGCUGGUAUUAGUGUUGAUGGCAAGAAGGACGUCUGUCUCUGGGAUGUACUGUUGCCACCAAGCAAAUCACUCAUAACAUCAUUCACCAAUCAAGAGAGUGGCGCAUCAUCCAUCGCCUACACUCCAAAGAAUCAUACAUUGAUCGUUGGUGGAAAGAAGGGUUCAUUGACCAUAUAUGAUAUAAGGACUAAUAGGACAUUGGACAGCUUCAAGGCACAUUCAUUGAACACCAAGUCAAUAUCGGUGGAUGUAACAGAGGAGUUUGCAUUCACUGGAUCGAGCGAUGGUAAUAUCAAGGCAUGGUCACUUCCAUCCAUGACCAAUCUAGACACUAUCGAGGAUGCACACAAGAAACAGACCUUUGUCGGACCUCCAAGUGUCUUUAAGAGCCUUGUGAGCACGUAUGGUGUGAUCCAAGUGCGCGCGGAGAACAAUCACAUCUACUCCUGUGGAUCAGAUGGCAGGUUGACAAAGAGGAAGUUUGUGUAUAAU
Messenger RNA from Acytostelium subglobosum LB1, 6042 nucleotides. RefSeq lists its product as hypothetical. The record is from RefSeq and is a predicted model, not a curated record. Gene Ontology annotation, biological process: vacuolar acidification. Gene Ontology annotation, molecular function: protein binding. The annotation marks the transcript as partial. Gene Ontology annotation, cellular component: RAVE complex. The transcript has 8 exons. NCBI's taxonomy places the organism in Eukaryota, Evosea, Eumycetozoa, Acytosteliales, Acytosteliaceae.